Messenger RNA from Populus euphratica (Euphrates poplar), 1950 nucleotides. Its product is annotated as tubulin beta chain. The record is from RefSeq and is a predicted model, not a curated record. NCBI's taxonomy places the organism in Eukaryota, Viridiplantae, Streptophyta, Magnoliopsida, Malpighiales, Salicaceae. Bases 255 to 1592 code for a protein of 445 amino acids. Gene Ontology annotation, molecular function: GTPase activity; GTP binding; structural constituent of cytoskeleton. Gene Ontology annotation, cellular component: microtubule. The transcript has 3 exons. Gene Ontology annotation, biological process: microtubule-based process.
ACUGAUCAGGUGAUUCCUUCCAGAACACUCAUACAUUACAACUCACUUGCAACCAAAAAUGAUUAGAAAAAACACAUCCUGAACCCCAUCCCAUGCAAGUAACCAAUAAAAUCACCUCAAAGACCCCAAAAAACCCAAAGAAAACUCCUUUAUAUGCUCCCCUCCACUCCUUCCUCCUCAAUUCCCUCUCCCCUUCAGAUCCCACUUAAAAACCAUUUCAGGAACCCCAAAGAGGUGCAAACUUUGGUGUCAAAAUGAGAGAAAUCCUUCACAUUCAAGGGGGUCAAUGUGGGAAUCAAAUUGGGGCCAAGUUUUGGGAGGUGAUCUGUGAUGAGCAUGGGAUUGAUCAGACAGGGAGGUACAAUGGAGAUUCAGAUCUUCAAUUGGAGAGGAUUAAUGUGUAUUACAAUGAAGCAAGUGGUGGAAGAUAUGUGCCACGUGCUGUUCUUAUGGAUCUUGAACCUGGCACCAUGGAUUCAGUCAGAUCUGGUCCUUAUGGACAUAUUUUUAGGCCUGAUAACUUUGUUUUUGGCCAAUCCGGUGCUGGUAAUAACUGGGCUAAAGGGCAUUACACUGAGGGAGCUGAAUUGAUUGAUUCUGUCCUUGAUGUUGUCAGGAAAGAAGCUGAAAAUUGUGAUUGCUUGCAAGGAUUUCAAGUCUGCCAUUCAUUGGGUGGAGGCACCGGUUCUGGCAUGGGAACUCUUCUUAUUUCUAAAAUUCGUGAAGAGUAUCCUGAUCGCAUGAUGUUGACAUUUUCUGUCUUCCCUUCACCUAAGGUAUCUGACACUGUUGUUGAACCAUACAAUGCAACUCUUUCUGUCCACCAGCUUGUAGAAAACGCUGAUGAAUGCAUGGUUUUGGACAAUGAAGCUUUGUAUGACAUCUGCUUCCGCACUCUCAAGCUUGCUACCCCCACUUUUGGGGAUCUUAACCAUCUCAUUUCUGCCACCAUGAGCGGUGUCACAUGCUGCCUUCGCUUCCCAGGACAGCUGAACUCCGACCUGCGAAAGCUCGCAGUUAACCUAAUCCCAUUCCCUCGUCUUCAUUUCUUCAUGGUUGGAUUUGCACCCUUGACAUCAAGAGGAUCACAGCAAUACCGUGCUCUGACUGUGCCUGAACUAACCCAGCAAAUGUGGGAUGCCAAGAACAUGAUGUGUGCUGCUGAUCCACGUCAUGGCCGUUAUCUAACUGCUUCAGCCAUGUUUCGUGGUAAGAUGAGCACUAAAGAGGUCGAUGAACAAAUGAUAAAUGUCCAGAACAAGAACUCUUCAUACUUUGUUGAGUGGAUUCCCAACAAUGUCAAGUCCAGUGUCUGUGACAUCCCACCGAAGGGUCUGAAGAUGGCAUCCACUUUCAUAGGGAAUUCAACCUCAAUCCAGGAGAUGUUCAGGCGUGUCAGUGAACAAUUCACAGCUAUGUUCAGGCGCAAGGCUUUCUUGCACUGGUACACUGGCGAGGGAAUGGACGAGAUGGAAUUCACCGAGGCUGAGAGUAACAUGAAUGAUCUGGUUGCUGAGUAUCAACAAUACCAGGAUGCAACUAUCGAUGAAGAGGAGUAUGAGGAGGAAGAGGAAGAGGAACAUGAUGCUUAAGAUAGCUUGAAAUUCUUUUCACUAUGUCUGAAGUAUGUAUUUCCCUGGCUCUAUUUAAGUGAGUGAUUUGUUUCUCAUUUGGGGGUCAAGCUAGAUUGACUUGCUGAUGUAUGGGUUGUGGUUCCUUGUAUUAAAGAUGGGAUUUCGUGACUCCUUUUGCUUUUAAAUUUGAAUGAUGGGUGUCUUGUAUUUAGUAGACGAGUGUUUGGUCAUCUAUCACUUCAACUUGUAGCAUUUUUCCUUGGAUUAAUUUGUGUGAUAGGCAUGGUUUGGCAUUAUAAAUGCCAUUAGUGUUGCAAGGUGGGAAUUGUAAUUUUGUUUCCUAUUUGCGUGUAUAUCUUUAGUUUUUCUAUUUGAA